This is a messenger RNA of Lingula anatina, 1065 nucleotides long. RefSeq names its product cytochrome P450 2J6-like. Lineage: Eukaryota; Metazoa; Brachiopoda; Lingulata; Lingulida; Lingulidae. The record is from RefSeq and is a predicted model, not a curated record.
AUGCAAUACAUCGCCCAUGCCAACAACGAGAAACACAUAGAUGGUGAGGUGGACGCCCUCUUGCGGUAUAUUCGAGAACAACGUGGAGAGCCAUUCCAGUUCAACUUCCCGAUGAAGGCGACCACCUCUAAUGUUAUCGGCACUGUCCUGUUUGGAAGUCGCCAAGAAUACGAUGAUCCCGUCUUUAAGCGUCUCCUGCAAGUCUUCCAAAAAGCCAUGUUAUUGAGCGGCCAGCUGAGCAUCAGGCAAUUUCUACCUUUUUUAUCUUUUAUUCCCUCAGUUGAUGAAAGAAAAGCCGCAUGGGGGGGGUUUUCGGACAUCCUCAACGAAAUGUUGGUUGAGCACAGAGCCACUUACAAAGAGGGGACAACUCGGGGGUUUAUAGAUGCGUUCAUUCACAAGAUUAUUGAAAACGAGAAUGGCGGCCAGAAUCUUUUCACAGAAGCCGACCUUCUACCAAGCCUGCUCACGCUGUAUUUCGCCGGCUCGGAUACCGUAUAUCUAACGCUUGCCUGGGGAAUGCUCUUCCUUCUCCACCACCCCGCCGUCUGUAAGAGAAUACAAGACGAAUUGGAUCGAGAAGUAGGGAAAUCCCGGCGUCCAACGCUUGCUGAUAGACAAAAUCUUCCAUACACCACCGCCGCUUUGAUGGAGGUACAACGCCUUAAUUUCAUUGCCCCGAUUUCGGGUCCGCACAAAGUGCGGAGAACGGUCAAUUUUCGGGGAUACACCAUCCCCGAAGGAACGACCGUCUUGGCCAAUCAGUGGUCAAUAAUGAUGGACGAGGAGAAAUGGCCGAAUCCGCACCAGUUCGACCCAUCGAGGUUUUUGGACGAGUUUGGGAACGUCAAGAAAAACGUGGCCUGGAUUCCGUUUUCUGUGGGAAAGCGCUCUUGUCCCGGCGAAGUGCUGGCCAGACAAGAAAUAUUCCUUGUGCUAACGGCCAUGUUGCAGGCGUUCUCGUUUCGGUCAUCAGAUGGCGAAGCUUUACCAGAAUGCGUCGGUAAAACAGGCUCACUUUACGUCUGUCCCGAUUUUCACGUCUGCGCCGUGCCAAGAUUUUAA